This is a messenger RNA of Oryza sativa Japonica Group (Japanese rice), 1172 nucleotides long. RefSeq lists its product as uncharacterized. The record is from RefSeq and is a predicted model, not a curated record. Lineage: Eukaryota; Viridiplantae; Streptophyta; Magnoliopsida; Poales; Poaceae.
AAUAAAUUAUUUAUUACAUAUAUGAUAAUUAAAAAAUAUAGUCAAAAUAUAUUUUGAAAAUUAUAUUAAUACCCAAAACGUCAAAUAAUUAUGGAACUUGAGGAAGUAACACCGUAAAAUGCUGAUAAUUAAAUUACUUGUUGCAAUCUCUCUCUGUAACGUUCAUUCCGAGACGAACGGAGAUGGUUAAUGAUCUCGGGGGCGAUCAUUGAGAAAUGGCAAAAUACUCGCUAUAAUAACGAAACUGGUAAACCAGAUCGAGGCUCGCAACCGGCAAACCCUAACCCUCUCUUAUCCCUGCCGCCGCCGCCGCCAUCUUCUCUCAUCCAUCGCCAUGGCUGCUGCAGCCCGUAAUUACCUUAAUCUGGAUUUUGACGUUUCCGAUACGAAACCUCUCCCUGACUACUGCUUCUCAGAGGCUUCGGAGGUGUGGAGAGCUCAUUCUGAUCGAUCGGAUGAGGAAAGGGAACAGGAACAGGCUGUUUUGAGGUUCUACGAAGAGAAGGAAAAAGAGCUGGAGGCAAUUGACGAUUGUUCUGAAGCCCUAGGCGACGUGGAUUGUGAUGAUGAGGAGGAGGAGGAAGAUGAAGGAACAUGUGAGCUAUGCAUGAAUGAAGGGUUGGCACCAAGCCCGAGAAACCAUGGCGAGCACUUGUGCCCAGUGUACCUGGAGAUGGUAAAUCAGCAAAUUCUGGAGGAAAUAAAGGAUCAAGACCUUCACAAUGAGGACAACAAUAUUUUUGAACGUUUUGGAGUCAUGGUUGACUGGGAGGAUGAGGACGAGGACGAUGAUGGUGAGGAAUUUGAAGAAAUCAACAAGAAGUUUAUUCAGCUUCUGGGUCAUGGAAAUGAACUUGCUCGUGAAAUAAUGGAUGGCGCCCCCGCUGCUUGAGGCGCUUGCCACUGGCGGCUGCAGCCGAUAAUUGGGCUUUGAGUUAUUGGGCCUAACUAGCCAAGGCCCAAGGAGCGGAAUGCAUGGGCUUCGAUGGGACCGGCCCACUUUCGAUCCCCUGCUUUAUGCUCCAGUUUCGAGCAAUUCGUGUGUUAAAACAACGGUUAAUGUGUUCAACGGUGUAUUGCUUGCUUGUCGCCUGCUUGUAGGUCUUUGCUUCUGGUGGUACAAUUUCGUCGAUUUAUGUGCUACAUUAUAUGCAACUUUAUAUGAAACAAUC